UUAACCUUCUUUGCAAGAGGGAAGAAGAGCCAGCCAGUUAACGGCGAGCUUUGUGCCGGGAACUGUCGAGAGCUUUUCCUCCCUCCCAUUUGUCUCUUAGUCGCGUGGCAGAACUGGGGCUUGGCUAUGCAGCCACCCGCUUCACAACCACAGUGUUUGAAAAGGCUGUGUGGAAAGCCUCCCACCCCAGUGCAGCAAGGGGGCUAGCCAGAACUGCCUCCCUUUUUGGGGGGGGGGUGCCGCAGUUAAGGGAAAGGAGCUGUGAAUGUGCAGAGUCAUGUAUGGUUGAAAUUCCUGCAUUGCAGGGGGUUGGAUUAGAUGACCCCCAGGGUCCCUUCCAACUCUGCGAUGCUAUAAGGACUACACAAACCAUCCCGCUUCCAGAACUCUCUCGUUGGGUGUGCUUGUACCGUGGAGGGUGUCCCUAGUGUACAGUGUCCCUCUUUGCCUUUUAUCCUCAGGAAUGGGAGAGAGGGACUCAAACAUCCUGGGGUCCUUCUAUGUCCUCUUUCUCUCUCUCUCUCCCCAAGUCCAAAGGGGCCACUGCUUUCUUUGUAAUUUUUAUUGUAUACUUUAGAGGCAUAGCUGUCAAGUUUUCCCUUUUCUCGCAAGGAAGCCUAUUCAGCAUAAGGGAAUUUCCCUUUAUAAAAGGGAGAACUUGACAGCUAUGUUUAGAGGAGGCAUUAUUUUGUUGAGGUGCUCAACUUGCAUGCCACUUUCCCACUUUAAAAAAGCCUCUCUGGGUGACUUACAAGGUAACUGAAACCAUCAAGAGAAUGAAUAACAUAUUUUAAAUUUCUGCACAAUUUUGGAACUAAAUUAGCACAAUAAAAACCUAUAGUUGGCAGAUCUCAGAAAUCUGGCAGAGCCAGUGGAGUGGGUCUGUCUUGGGAGAGAAUUCUACAACAUAUUAUUAUUAUUAUUAUUAUUAUUAUUAUUAUUAAUGCAGGCACAACCACAAAAAGGCAGGUCGGUCGUGCCCCAGUUGGUGAUGGUGGAGGCAUUGGCACCCAAAGAAGUGUGUCUCCAGCUAAUUAUUCAGGGAGGGGAAAAUAAUGGAAGACAGUAAUUCUUUAUGCAGCAUGCCAAAAUGUAUUUUACCCAUAAGCUCUCUUUGUGUGAUAACAUCUUUUGGGGGGCGUGGGUAAAGGCAAGGCAGGAGAUGGAGCUUAAACUACCACCACUUUUGGGGACUGCCAGUCCCUGUUGAGAAGGACUAUCAAGAUACCCCAUGCUGGAAAGUAUUUUUCAGUGUAGAAACAACUAAAUGAAUACACAAAGAAAGCUCAAGAAAAUGAGCUAAGAAGACACUUGGUACAGAAGAGAGUGUAAACAUUCCCAGAGUCUUUCCCGAAUAUGUGUGUUGUAAUUUUGUUUGGUUUUAGUACUUUGAGUUCCUGAUAAAAUACUACCUUCAUAUUCUGCCCUUUCCAGCUCUUAUAGUCUUCCAAUGUGUUAAGCCUUUUUGGCCUGUGUAACCCAAGGUGAACCCAAGGCCAGGUACUAUCUCGCUGCUCACCCAGUAAAUUGUCUUGCGUUAAUCUGGAAUAACGGAUGGGAGGAGGCUGUUUCUGCAGGAAUAUUAAGACCAUGAAUCCCAUGAGUUACUAUGUAUGUUUUAGAAUCAAGGUAUAUAUACAGUAUAUGAGUAUAUAUAUAUAUUUCCAGAAAGAGUUUGAGUUGGUGUCCUGCUUUUAUGCCACUGAAAUCAAUUGUUCUGACCAAUUCAAGGGAAAUAAUCUUACUUUAGUGGUUCAUCAAGCAUACCGUACCUAAUAAGUGUCUGGCUUUAAAAAAUAUUUCACAAGUUUUCCUUCCUUUUCUGUUCUUUGUCCUUAGAUGACUGUUGUUAAAGUAGAAGGAUAAUACAAAAUGGCAGAAGCAAUUUUCCAUCCCCCAAGAAGGAAGAGAAGAGUAUAUGAAUCAUAUAAUUCUCCGUUUCCUAUUUCUUCCACCGGAGAGGGAAUUUACAGAAGAGAUUACAAAAUAUGCCAGGCUGAAAUUAUAAAUAACAAUGUAAUUGUGAAGAAUCCUGAAGAUAUAGAACACCUAUAUAGUAUGGGAUUUUUUGGGAAAGGUAUUCUUUCCAGAAGUCGGCCAGAAUACAAUAUUUCAGAUCCUAUGUUGGUUGCUAAGUGGCAAGAUGUCGGGUUAAACAUGCCGAUAAUCUCAUCGAAAAAAUACCAGCAUCAUGUAGAAUGGGCUAAAAGCCUCAUGCGGGAGCAAGGACUGGAUGACAUCACAAUUGAUGCAGCCAUUCUGAAUUUUACCCAGCCCAUUAAUCUGAGAGAAGUUGAGCAAAAUAGUGAGGCUGGGGAGACUAUCAAAAUGGAGACGGCUGAGGAUGAGUCAAAGCAUGUAGUGACUUCUUCUGAAACAAAUGGGGAUAAAGUAGCUGGCCUGGAAGGUGAUCCAUUUUUGGACCCACUAGCCGAGAAUGACUCUAAUGAAUCAGAUGCAACAGGAUCUAAACCUUUAGCUAAAAGACACUUGGCAAAACUGUGUGCAGUCGGUGCGCAUCACAGCUGCAAGCCAGAAGAUUGUAUUGAUCAAGACUAUAAUAAUGAGUAUGUGUUAAUUCAAGAAGGAGGAGGAGAAGAAGAAAGAGAAGGAGAAGAAACAAAUUUAUGUCUGAAAAAAGAGUUAAUCAAAAAAGAAAGGUUAGUGUGCAGAAGGAAUCCAUUUAGGAUCCUAGAAUAUUUGCAACUCAGUCUAGAAGAGGCUUUUUUCUUGGUCUAUGCUCUGGGAUGUUUAAGUAUUUAUUACAAUGAGGUGCCUUUAUCUAUUCUGAAGCUAUGGGAAGUUUUUAGCGAAGCACAACCCAAAUUUAAGGCUACAUACAUGGCAUAUCACUACUUCCGUAGUAAAGGAUGGGUCCCUAAAGUUGGCCUGAAAUAUGGGACUGAUCUCUUUGCCCUUGAGGCCUAUGAGCAUGGGGAGUGAGACCCCAGCCAUUUACCUGGGCAAGUCCUGAUGGGGAUUUGCCUCCCAUAACCUACCCUCACCACCUCCUGUCUAAGAGGAACAGACCCAGCAAGGUAUUGGCUUGCCUGAGCAUGCAAGAAGAUUAAUUACACCAUUGCCCCUCUCUGAACGCAAAUGAUGAUAACAUAAUGCAACAUUUUAAGUAAUUAGUUUUCCCAAUAAAAGAAUGUUUCACUUCUCUUUUAGUCUGGGGGACCAACUUGCUGUUAAUUACGCUGGUCAUCACUUGGCAGCAUCAACUGCGGUCCAUUGGUUACUGCUCCCGAUUCCUCUUGGUCCACAUUCAGUCUUUUGAGUGGAGCCAGUAUGAUUUGGUUCUCUGGACCAUUGGCAUCUCUCUUGAGUAAAUAGCUCUGCACAUUACAUCCCCAAAUGCUGUGCAUUCAGCUGUGAACUCUGCGUGUGUUUUCCUAGACUGAGAACUUCAUCUAGGAGCAGGUGCAACCUUGGUAAGAUUGUUGGCAAGCAUGGGAGCAGCCGGAGGCUGGAUUUAAUCCAUCUCUCUUUGAAUAGAUCACUCUGUGGCUGUUUUUAGAUCCACAAUUUUUUCCUUAAGGUGGCACUGUACAAUAGUCAAAAAUAUCUUUAUUCCCAGUUACCUGAUUAGGAUUUUUAUUUAUUGUGAGCAGCUUCAGCUCCCAACUGUUGUUAGAAUAAAAACAAACAAACCCUGAUCCUAUUAUAUUAUGGUUUAGAUUUUCAAAGCUGAGUAAUGGGAAAGCGACACGUCCUACCUUAAUAUGAUUCAAAAUGAAGAAAGCAUGAUAUUUCUAGUAAGCGCUUGUCUUGUUUCUUUUCUUCCCG
This is a messenger RNA of Zootoca vivipara (common lizard), 3789 nucleotides long. The record is from RefSeq and is a predicted model, not a curated record. NCBI's taxonomy places the organism in Eukaryota, Metazoa, Chordata, Lepidosauria, Squamata, Lacertidae.